Messenger RNA from Trichomycterus rosablanca, 1810 nucleotides. It is a transcript of the gene calm1b, whose product is annotated as calmodulin 1b. NCBI's taxonomy places the organism in Eukaryota, Metazoa, Chordata, Actinopteri, Siluriformes, Trichomycteridae. The transcript has 6 exons. The record is from RefSeq and is a predicted model, not a curated record. Gene Ontology annotation, molecular function: calcium ion binding; enzyme regulator activity. Bases 74 to 523 code for a protein of 149 amino acids.
AACAAACAGCAGCACUGCGUCUCAUUACCCGCUUCCGCCUGGACCGCACUCGCCGCUCUACAUCACCGCAAAUAUGGCCGAUCAGCUCACAGAGGAACAAAUCGCAGAGUUUAAAGAGGCCUUCUCUCUGUUCGAUAAGGAUGGAGACGGUACCAUCACCACAAAAGAACUGGGAACAGUGAUGCGCUCACUGGGACAGAAUCCCACCGAGGCUGAGCUGCAGGACAUGAUCAACGAGGUCGACGCUGACGGUAACGGCACCAUCGACUUCCCCGAGUUCCUGACCAUGAUGGCCAGAAAGAUGAAGGACACGGACAGCGAGGAGGAAAUCCGAGAGGCCUUCAGGGUGUUCGAUAAGGACGGCAACGGCUACAUUAGCGCCGCAGAACUGCGCCACGUGAUGACGAACCUGGGCGAGAAGCUCACGGACGAGGAAGUGGACGAGAUGAUCAGAGAAGCCGACAUCGACGGAGACGGUCAGGUCAACUAUGAAGAAUUUGUUCAGAUGAUGACGGCGAAGUGAAGCUCCUCGUCCUCAUCACAAAAAAAGCAGAUAAUUUAUUUACCUCUCAGAAAAUAGAGAUUUACAGUUAUUAUAACGUUUCUGUACAGAAGAUGACUGAAUGUUGAAAUGAAAUACAUAAAAUCAGAUCUCUGCAUGAACUAGUUAGUGACCCGCUGCUGCAGAUCCAGCGGCGCCUGAUAUUACUGACAAUAAUCAAUAAUCAACUACAAUAAUCACAGAUCAUCCACGGUACAGUAUGAGUGUCCUUCAGACUGGUCAUUCCUCUCUGUUUCUGUUCCUCCUGCAUGUGGUGUGAGAUCAGACAUGAUGCUCAUGGUUCAACAGCAAGUGCUGAUAUUAAACAUUUAAUUGUUUAUAUUUUAUUCCACUGUGUGAUCAAAACCAUGAAUAAAUUACAGAUGAGUUUCUUCUGAAGUGCUGAAGUUGGUACUAAACAAACCCCCUAACAAGCUUAAAUAGUUAAAAACGUUCUUGUUUUUACGUUUCAAUAAUAACGCACCUACUAAACGUUCUGACGUCACAAAAUCAGAUCGCGUUAUCCCUGUUGCUAUGACAGCACCGAAAAUAUGUCCGGACUAUUCCUUAGGCGAGCAGGCUUUAUUUUUAGGGUCAUUCAUAUGAUUUUUAGUUUUAUUUGAUUAGAUUUGAUAUUACCUUCGACACCCACAGGUUCACACAUCGUGCAGGAUGCAGAAGUGAUGAAACAUCGCCACCUAUCGGGCUGGCAUGAUUAUAACAACGAUUUGGCUUCUUUUAUUGUCGUUUGAUGUGUUUAUCCUUUAAAUUAAUAUAAUAACUUCUAUCAAAUCUAUUUCUAUAGAGACAGCUUUAAUUAGGAAGACAGUUUGACUUAAUUAUGUGCAGUAAAUAGAAUCAAAAAUGAGAAAUCAACUGAUGUCACAUAUAAUCAGUACACCCACAAGCUAACAUUACUAUUAUAUUCUAAUAUUAUUAUGAUUAUUGUUUAUGUUAAUAUCAGCACAUGCCUUUAUAAUACAAGCUUACAAGGUUUAAAUCGCGAUAUGAUGGACAUAAAUAUGUAUUAAAAAUACAUUAAACAUUUCAAGCAUUCAGCAUGGUUUACAUUUAUGUAAAUGUUGUCAGUUUCUUUUACUUUUUGAUGUUAUUUUUUGUAUCUUCCACAGUAAAGGAGAAAUGCAUGUAUAAAAUUAUUAUUAUUAUUAUUAUUGAAGCCAUUGUACUGUUGGGUUCAGUUUACAUUCAUACCAAGUUUCAUCUUUUCUCUCUUUCUCUCUUUUUCAAAUAAACAAAAAGUUCCCAAAA